Messenger RNA from Cyphellophora attinorum, 357 nucleotides. RefSeq names its product Adenylosuccinate lyase. Gene Ontology annotation, biological process: 'de novo' AMP biosynthetic process. Gene Ontology annotation, cellular component: cytosol. Lineage: Eukaryota; Fungi; Ascomycota; Eurotiomycetes; Chaetothyriales; Cyphellophoraceae. The record is from RefSeq and is a predicted model, not a curated record. The coding region runs from base 1 to 357 and encodes 118 amino acids. Gene Ontology annotation, molecular function: (S)-2-(5-amino-1-(5-phospho-D-ribosyl)imidazole-4-carboxamido) succinate lyase (fumarate-forming) activity; N6-(1,2-dicarboxyethyl)AMP AMP-lyase (fumarate-forming) activity. The transcript has a single exon.
AUGCGGCUGCAGGCCGAGCUGCCCUUCAUGGCCACCGAAUCGAUGAUUAUGGCAAUGGUCGAGAAGGAGGGCAGUCGACAAGAAGCCCACGAAGCCAUUCGAGUACUCAGCCACGAGGCAGGUGCUGUCGUGAAGCAGGAGGGCAAGCCGAACGACCUAGUCGAGCGAGUACGGCAAGACGAUUAUUUCAAGCCAAUCUGGGACGAUUUGACGCCCGAGAAACUGCUCAAUCCAGCUAACUUUGUCGGCCGUGCUCCCCAGCAGGUUCAAGAGUUCGUGGAAGCCGUGGUGGAGCCAGCGCUCGCACCAUAUAAGGACCAGAUGGAGGGCGUCACCGCCACGGAGAUCAAAGUCUGA